Molecule: messenger RNA, 801 nt
Organism: Spodoptera frugiperda (fall armyworm)
Lineage: Eukaryota; Metazoa; Arthropoda; Insecta; Lepidoptera; Noctuidae
Product: rhodanese domain-containing protein CG4456
Exons: 4
Coding region: 167-685 (172 amino acids)
Cellular component (GO): mitochondrion
Molecular function (GO): thiosulfate-cyanide sulfurtransferase activity
Source: RefSeq, a predicted model, not a curated record
AAUGUCAAUUCAAUUACAAAUUGUCAGUCAAAAAAGUAUAAAAUUGAAAAAAAUAGAAAAGUUCAAUUAGUUGCGAAAAUAACUUGAAGAGAAUACGUAAAAUAAAUAUUUAUCUGAAUAUUUCAGUUAGUUAUUUAAUCAAUUGAGUAAAUUAUUAUUAUAAAAAAUGUUCUCACGAGCAAUUCGUCGAUCGCUUCCGUCAUCUAUUCAAAUACGGAGGACGGCGGGAACUACAAAUCUAAGAAAAUAUAUAACCUUACAUGUUCGUCAUGCUCCUCCAGUAACUCAUAUUCCUAUUAUCGAUAACUCGGUUCGAUCAUACUCAGUGCAAGUAAAUCUUGACGAAUUAACAGCUGAUUAUGACUAUGUAAAGAAAGCCACCAAAAAUACUGGUAUCUUAAUAGUUGAUGUGCGAGAACCUGAUGAAGUUAAGGAACAUGGCAAGAUACCCAAUAGUGUCAACAUCCCAUUGGGCAAUGUAUCAACUGUACUAGGAACAAUGCCUGAGAAAGAUUUCCAGGACACAUACCAAAGGGCAAAGCCUGCUGAGAAUACAGAGAUCAUAUUCUAUUGCAUGAUUGGCAAGAGGUCUGCCAAGGCACAACAGAAUGCUAUCAAUUUAGGAUAUAAAAACACAAAGAAUUAUCUCGGUAGUUGGAAUGACUGGGCAAGCAAAAUGCAAUAACUUUGUAAUUUUACAACAAUGAAUAGAAUGUCCUUGCAUCUGUCUGCACAAACUAUUGUCUUAGUGAAAUAUAUCAUGUUUUGUAGUUGUCUUGUCAAAUAAAUACUUUUCAUUUA